AUGGCGGAAAAUGGCACAGAAUUUCGCGCCGUAACUGUUCACCAGUCGUUCCACGCCGAAUUCAUCGUCUUGUCGUUUGUUGUUAGCCUCGUCGGGUGUGCCACAUGCCUCGAGCUCCUGCACCGACGAACUGCCCGUCUUGGGCUCUAUAACUGGUACUUGUUGAUCGCUGCGGCCGUUUGCAUGGGAGGUAUUGGAAUAUGGUGCAUGCAUUUUAUCGGAAACUGCGCCAUACGGCUGCAUCGAGACAACCUACAGUACCAGAUUUCUUAUAGCUCGUCGUUCACAGCCACCUCGUUCUUCCUGCCGAUUGGGGUCCUCCUCUUUGCGUUCUACUUUAUCGGCGCUAGCGAAAGAGCAGGCUAUCUGUAUAUCGUCGCUACCGGGACUCUCACCGGCGUUGCUGUCUGUGGUAUGCACUAUGUCGGGCAACUAGGGAUUGCCAACUAUAGCUGCACCUACGAGAUCGGCAAUGUAGUCGGCGCCGCCGUUAUUGCUAUCUGCGCCAGUAUUACUGCGCUGGGAGUCUUCUUCCGGCUUCGGGCAUCAUGGACGGACAACUGGUGGAAACGGCUCUGCUGCGCGUCAAUUCUGGCCAGUGCUGUGUCCGGAAUGCACUGGACUGCAGCUGUGGGAACCGUGUAUCGGGUGACGGACGAUAUCGGCACGAUCGGGCAGCUCUCAUCAUCGCAGGCUGUUAUCAUCUGCUGCACACUGUCUUUGAGCUCGUGCUUUUUCCUUAUUUGUCUCGCCGUUAUUGCCGGCCGACAACGUCAGAGAGUGGCUAAAAGAGUACAGCAGCUGUCUCUCGCCUGUGCGUUUUUCGACUCUUCUGGCAGUGUCAUGGUGGCACCUGAUGGCAGUAUCCCAACUCACAAGAUAACGAAUCAUUACGUUGAACGAAGUUUCGCCGAUGAUGAAUUCAACCGAGUGCACCCAGCAUUCCUCUGGGCGUUCAGAGCAAGCCGGAAUUGGCCCUAUUUGAGACAGUUCGUACAGGGCAUGAGUUACUAUAUCAAGUCGGAUGAGUCUAUGAAGCAGUACUGCCCAGGUGCCGGCACUACCCCGGACACAGGCGAUAACAACGUCGACUUCGAGCUCAUUUUCAAGCAGCUUUUUUGUAUGGCUGCACAGGGCCUUUCCGACGAGUUGCGACUGCCACUCGACAAAUUGGGAGUUCUGUACGAUGAUGUCCUAUUGACGGGAACCCAAGCCUUGAAAUCUCGCAUCAAGGAUACCGAAUCUCCGCCAACACCCUCGACGGUCGUGGGAAAGGGACAAUGCAUAUUUAUAGUACGCCAGCUCAGCAAACAGGAGUCCAUCGAGCUGUCGAUGGGGGGGUAUCGUUUUGCAGCUCCCAACCAUAUCUCAGCUACGUUGGCCAAGUCGAUGCAGGUAGAUCCCAAAGAUAUGUUAAACAACCUAGUACGGAUGCGAGAUUACUCGACUUCCGAGAGGAUGUUAGAUCCAGGUGUCUAUCUCGUGGGAUUUUCACUAUACCCCUCUGUCUGGACGGGGUUCGACGUCCUGGUGUAUGGAGACGCUCCGAACCUACUUCCUAAUGUCCGGCUACCGAUUGAAUCCGUAUCCCAACUACAUUUGGAUAUAUUAUCUAGAAUGGAUGGGUGGCCGCUGUCUCUCUGUUUGAAGUGGCUAAAGGCCAACGGUGGCUACGAAGACCCCGAGGCCCAGGCUUUCUGUCAAGCAAUGUACGGGGCCGCAUCGAACCUCUCUGCCUCUAUUGAUAGUCCGACCUUUGGUCAGGCCAAAUUCUCCUCCCAGCGGAUAAACAUUCCCUGCAGGUCGCCAGGCCGCCCGCAAGCGGCUGGAGAAUGCGUCGCAUUCUCAUUUCACAUUAUAAACGGGCUACUUACCCGUACCACACCACCACACCUACGCCUUACUCCGCUGCGGCUGUUCAACGUCCAGCAGCAGGUCUACCCUGGUAUUUCAGACCACGAAGUGUUCCGGGAGAGUCUGAGGGACGAGUUUUCCCACUGUCUCUACGGCGAGGGGACGAAAUUAGGCAAAUUACCCCCUCCACCAUCCACAGCAAGGUCGAUGUCGUUACGAAGCUCAACCCUGAGUCGACCAGGGGACGAGGACUCGAAGAGCAUAGCGACGGUCCAGGACCAGCAGGAUCCCUGGCGGCCUGCGCACGGUGGCAUCGUGAUCCGCAACCAAAUUACGGUUGAUGUGGUGCAGAAGGACGAACAGGCAUUAUACAAUAAUGACGGCUACGAGAUGCAGAACCUCGGAGCUACUGUGGAAGCAGGGUAUGCCAAAGAUGAAAGUGAGACCUUCGUUGAUGAGCUCUGCGCGAUCUGUCGAAAAGCGGCGGCCGAGCAAGACCGGGUGAAUAAUUAA
This is a messenger RNA of Arthroderma uncinatum, 2367 nucleotides long. RefSeq lists its product as uncharacterized. The transcript has 4 exons. The record is from RefSeq and is a predicted model, not a curated record. Bases 1 to 2367 code for a protein of 788 amino acids. NCBI's taxonomy places the organism in Eukaryota, Fungi, Ascomycota, Eurotiomycetes, Onygenales, Arthrodermataceae.